Cornus florida is the source of this 1618-nucleotide messenger RNA. RefSeq names its product zinc finger protein CONSTANS-LIKE 4-like. The record is from RefSeq and is a predicted model, not a curated record. The coding region runs from base 190 to 1290 and encodes 366 amino acids. NCBI's taxonomy places the organism in Eukaryota, Viridiplantae, Streptophyta, Magnoliopsida, Cornales, Cornaceae. The transcript is spliced from 2 exons. Gene Ontology annotation, molecular function: protein binding; zinc ion binding. Gene Ontology annotation, biological process: regulation of photoperiodism, flowering; regulation of flower development. Gene Ontology annotation, cellular component: nucleus.
AAACAUCCUCAUCCAGCAAAUGAAAUCAACAAGAGCUUCUUAGCCCUGUCAACUAGCUAGAGAAAGACUCUGUUAGUAUUAUUAUUACAACAGUAGUAGUACAUUACAUUACACGACUACUGAGUUAUUAGUAUCAUUAUAGAGCGAGAAAGUAGGAGGAUAGAGAGAGAGAGAGAGAGAGAGAGAGACAUGGGGAUUGAAGAAGCCGGUGGCAAGAGUUUUCCGGCGGGGUGGAACAUGGCGACGAAGCCGUGCGACUCGUGCAAACUGGCGGUGGCGUUGCUGUUCUGCCGAGCUGACUCGGCGUUCAUGUGCAUGGACUGCGAUUCCAAGAUCCACGGAGCCAACAGGCUGGCCUCCAGGCACGAGCGCGUGUGGAUGUGCGAGGUGUGCGAGCAGGCGCCAGCAGCCGUCACGUGCAAGGCGGACGCCGCCGCCCUCUGCGUCACGUGCGACCGCGACAUCCACUCCGCUAACCCACUCGCACGUCGUCACGAGCGCGUCCCCGUCGUGCCCUUCUAUGACACUGCUGAGGCCGUCGUCAAGUCCACCGCCGCCGCCGCCUUCCUUCUUCCCGCCACCGAAGACUGGACCACCGUGGCCGACGACAAUCCAAAUGUUCACUCUGGCCUCGCGGAUGCUGAAGCUCCGGCCUCCUGGAUGGACCUCCCAAACCCUAAUCCCAAAAUUUUAACCGAUGUUCCGGACAUGAAGUCCAUCGAACUCUUGUUUUCCGAUUCCGAUCAAUUUCUGAAUUUGGAUUAUCCGAUCCCGUUCAACACACAGUUCCACCAAGAACAGCGCAACUCUGGCGCAGAUAGCGUAGUUCCAGUUCAAACAGUCAAAGCACCUCUGCCGGAAAAAAUGAUGAAAUACUCGCCGGAUAACUGUUUCGAGAUCGAUUUUACUCAAUCCAAGAUGUCAUCGUCGUCAAUGGACGUGGGAGUGGUACCGGAAGGGAGCUCCAUGUCGGAUAUGUCGUACUCAUUUGGUCAGAAUAUGAGCAGCAGCAUGGAUCUGGGUGGGUCUGCGAUGAGUCAGGUGUCGCAGCCGUCGGGACUGGACAGGGAAGCUAGGGUUUUGAGGUACAGGGAGAAGAGAAAGAACAGGAAGUUCGAGAAGACGAUUCGCUACGCUUCUCGAAAGGCAUACGCCGAGACUCGGCCGAGAAUCAAAGGCCGGUUCGCGAAGCGGACCGAGGUCGACUCGGAGGUUGAUCAGAUGUUGUUCAGCUCUGGUUCUUCAGGGUUCAUGGUAGAGGCUGGAUACGGCGUCGUUCCAUCGUUCUGACGGAUGGAUGAGGGGAAGAGUUUGACUCUAGUACUACUAUUCUACGUUCAACUGUAAUAUAUAUUUCUAAUUUGAAAUAAUCGGACGGUGAUUAAUGUUGGUAUCUUGAAUUUUUGAGGACGGAGUGUUUUCUGAUGUUUGGAUCGGAGGGCGUUCUGACCGUUGAUCUGAAAAAGAGUAUGGUAUUCAUGUGUUUUUGGAAGUGAUUAUUAUGCUGCUAAAAAAAGCCCAACUACUUUUUGUUGAAGGGGUUGUUGCAAGUGUUAGUCAACUUUUUCUUCUUUUUCUUUUUCUUUUUCUUUUUCUAAUGAGUAGAUCUGUUUCUGAA